Centruroides sculpturatus (bark scorpion) is the source of this 592-nucleotide messenger RNA. RefSeq names its product methylcrotonoyl-CoA carboxylase beta chain, mitochondrial-like. Gene Ontology annotation, biological process: L-leucine catabolic process. The record is from RefSeq and is a predicted model, not a curated record. Lineage: Eukaryota; Metazoa; Arthropoda; Arachnida; Scorpiones; Buthidae. Bases 155 to 457 code for a protein of 100 amino acids. Gene Ontology annotation, cellular component: methylcrotonoyl-CoA carboxylase complex; mitochondrion. Gene Ontology annotation, molecular function: methylcrotonoyl-CoA carboxylase activity. The transcript is spliced from 3 exons.
UAUAUAAAGAAUAGUAUUACGUAAAAUAACAUUGUUGUUAAAAUUUUCAUAUGUUUAUUUAAAAUAUAUUUGUAUAAAAAUAGUAGUUAAUAAUUAACAGAAAACUUAUCGAUUGAAAUUCUUCCUUUCACAUUUCAGACCGAGAUUUCUGUAUAUGUGGCCAAAUGCCAGAAUAUCCGUAAUGGGUGGCGAACAGGCAGCCAACGUCCUAGCACAGAUUACUAGAGACCAGUAUAAACGUGAAGGAAAAACAUUAUCAGCGGAAGCAGAGAAGCAAAUGAAGGAUCCGAUUAUAGAAAGAUUUGAAGACGAAGGAAAUCCUUAUUACGCAUCUGCCAGAUUGUGGGACGACGGCGUCAUAGAUCCCGUAGAUUCCAGGAGGAUACUGGGCCUCAGUCUGAGCGCAACCAUGAACGCCCCCAUUCCGGAAACAAAAUUUGGAGUGUUCCGAAUGUAAAAUUUAUACUAGAGGUUUUAAAUGCAGAUGCCAAGAAAUGACAGAAAGAUUUUUUUGUAAUAUAAUAAAUGCAUUUUUUAAAUUAAAUUUGACUUUUAUUCAUAAUUUUUGGUGAAGAACACAUUACAAAGUUCA